GCGCGCCCGCCCGCCGCGCCGCAGGCCGGAGCCGUCUCGGCGGCGUCGGUCGCCCCGGCGGCAGCGCAGCGUGGCGACAGCGCGCCCAGCCGGCCGGCGAAGAGGCUGAAGGCGGCUCGCGACAACAAGCUGCUGGCUGGGUGGCAGGACCUCAUACUGCGGACGAAGCGGCACCCGCAGUACGCCACCGAGUACACGCGGCGCUUCAACACCGAGGGGAAGACGUGGAAGAGGACGCAGCGGGGCUCGAAGCCUGGCGCUCUUGUGCUGGGCCUGGACUGCGAGAUGGUGUACGCGAAGGGCGAUCCCAACGCUCUGGCCCGCGUCUCCGUGGUCAGCUUCGGCGGGACCCUGCUGGACGCCUACGUCCACCGGCUGCCAGGCGCCAUCCUCGACUACCGCACGCCCAUCUCGGGCGUGGAGGCGAAGCAUCUGACAGAGGAGAAUGGCGCCACGACAUUCGAGGCAGUUCAGGAUAAGGUGCGUGCGUUGCCGCAAUCUGCCGACCAGCAGUGAUGACAGCACCUCUUAGUUGAUGGACGUGUUCUGGGGAAGGCGGAACAGCGGGAUGAUAGCAUUAGUGCGUUGCAUGAUGUCGUCUAUGACAGGUUGGCUCUUGUGACGGUGUUUCGGUUUGUUUAGCUGGUGGCCUUCAACUCCACGUUGCGGUGCCACUCGGGCAUUCGUAAUGCGUGAGCGUCUCAACACGACCCAGUGACCACAAGCAGAUGCGUGGCGUCGCUAGCACCUCGGAGCAAAACGUAACCCACCGUCUGCUCGUCCUGCAGUUCCUCGCACCAGCCUG
Molecule: messenger RNA, 805 nt
Organism: Prorocentrum cordatum
Lineage: Eukaryota; Dinophyceae; Prorocentrales; Prorocentraceae
Source: the annotation of a GenBank genome assembly